AGAAAGGUAACAACCGCACACGGCCUGUUCAUAGAGUAAACGGUAUCGAUGGCAGAAUAAGCAGUCUGUGAAAGUGGGGUUUUUCUCUCUAAGAACUAACGGCAUUUACCAUCUGCCAUGGCCGACACUGAAAAGCAACCAGAGGUUGAAGAAAACCAACCUGAUCAAGAGCAAAACGAAGAACAAAAGGAAAAGAAAAUAAUAGCUUCCCAAGUCAGUGGUACAGUGAAAUGGUUUAACGUCAAAAGCGGUUACGGAUUUAUCAACCGAGAUGACACUAAAGAGGAUGUAUUUGUCCACCAAACGGCCAUUGUAAAAAACAAUCCAAGAAAGUACCUUCGAAGUGUUGGAGAUGGUGAAAAAGUUGAAUUUGAUGUCGUGGAAGGAGAAAAGGGAAACGAAGCUGCUAAUGUAACAGGGCCAGAAGGAUCGAAUGUCCAGGGUAGCAAGUAUGCUGCUGACAGGCGUAGGUUCAGACGAGGUGGCUGGUACCCACGCUUCCGUGGCGGCGGCCGUGGAGGCAGACCCCGACAGGACAUGGACGAUGGAGCCCCCGACUUCAUGCCAAGUCCGAGAGGCCGGGGCAGGGGGCGACCCUACUAUCAGAAUCGGCGCUACUUUGGGCCACCCCGCCGCGGAGGAGGCAGGCAAUACUUAGAGGGCGAGGGAGAGUACCAGCUUCAGCGUGACCAGGGCUUCCGUGGUGCGCGACGGCCGUUCUACCGCCGCUACUACGGACCACCUCCCAGGGGCUACUACGACGGUGGUUACUACGGUUACCAAGGAGGACCACCCAGGGGAGGACCUCGCAGGCGCGGAGGAGGGAGAGGCCGUGGGGGCUUCCGCAGAGGCAGAGGCCAAAACCGAGACAAAGAUGACGGUGCUGCUCCCAAGGCUGAUGCCAGCAACGACACUGUGAAAUCUGAGCCCUCAUCUACCAGCGUAGAGAGUAAAGAGGACUAAACAAAAGUGUGACUUGCUCAAAUGCAACGACCUAGACUGACUACCUAAUGUUUGUAUGUGUGUGUAUGUGUGCAAUGAGACUACCCAGUGACUCGAUGGAAACAACCUGACUUGAACUUAACACCCCUUCCCCCGAGUGGUUGGUUUUGGUGAUCAUCAGGGAACACCGGGAUGGUUCUCAUCUUGCUCUAUCUUUGCACUUAGUAAGUAAAUCUUCGUCUUUUUUUGAAACAAGCAAAAAACCCCUCCCUAAGACAAGAACACGUGACAGCCUAACAACUGACUUGACAGCUACAACAGAUAUUCUCAAGAGCACUAGCAGUUAAAGGAAGAAAAACAAAACACAAAAGAGAGAAAUAAAGUUAUUUAAGUAACUACAGAUUGUGAUAUUUAACUUAUUUAUCACUUUCUCGAAAGAACUGAAAGAGAUGGGAAGUAGCACAUAGCAAGAAAUCAAAAGAAAUUAUCUUCUUCUUCUUCUUUUCUUUUUUUUUUAAUCACUCUCACUUUCAAACUCAUCUCAUUGACAUUUAUUUUUCUAUAAAAUGCGACUUUGAAAUCAAGACUCAAUUUUAGAUCAAAUCAAACAAGUUACAACUAUGCAAUUUAUAUCUUGAAAUAUUUAUAUUUAGCUAUUUGUACUGUUAGGGUUUCUUGAAAGGUUCCAAUGUUUGAAGACAGACUCACGUUACAUUUUUUGGCAUAAAUGUACUAGACAAAGUUAUGUUUUUUAUUAGUGUUGAGCAUUGUUUUCUUAAGCCAAAUGCAUGUGCUUAUUAAAGUUUUGAUAGGUCUUCAA
This is a messenger RNA of Aplysia californica (California sea hare), 1762 nucleotides long. RefSeq names its product Y-Box factor. The record is from RefSeq and is a predicted model, not a curated record. Gene Ontology annotation, biological process: regulation of gene expression. Gene Ontology annotation, cellular component: nucleus. Gene Ontology annotation, molecular function: nucleic acid binding. Lineage: Eukaryota; Metazoa; Mollusca; Gastropoda; Aplysiida; Aplysiidae. The transcript is spliced from 8 exons. Bases 118 to 963 code for a protein of 281 amino acids.